Molecule: messenger RNA, 3880 nt
Organism: Oncorhynchus gorbuscha (pink salmon)
Lineage: Eukaryota; Metazoa; Chordata; Actinopteri; Salmoniformes; Salmonidae
Product: cAMP-specific 3',5'-cyclic phosphodiesterase 4B-like
Exons: 13
Coding region: 448-2673 (741 amino acids)
Biological process (GO): signal transduction
Cellular component (GO): cytosol; nucleus; perinuclear region of cytoplasm
Molecular function (GO): transmembrane transporter binding; 3',5'-cyclic-AMP phosphodiesterase activity
Source: RefSeq, a predicted model, not a curated record
GAGAGAGAGAGAGGUGGGGAAGAAAGAAGAGAACACGGGAGCAGUUUUCUUCUUCUUCCUUGGAAGGAGGACUAAGACCUGUUGAAGGAAAGACUGAAAGCCCUCUGAGCUUUGAGGAAGACUCGCAAAAGAGAGAGAAGAUAGAGAGAGAGCGAGAGGACUCUGGUUGCUAAUCCCUGAAGCUGAGAAGAAGGAGUGAGCACAGAGAGAGAAAGAGCGAGAGAGUGGAGGCAAAGCCACAUACACUGUGUGAAAGCAGGCAUUUGUGUGCAUGUGUUAGUGUAUUAGCCUCAAUCCCUUUGCUUCCCUCCAGCCCUCGGCUCUGCCUGCCUGUGCAUGCCAUAGCCUCUGCCAGAGAGCAAACGAAAGAAAGGACAGAAAAAAAUUGGAAUUGAGCGCCGGUGUCCACCCGGAAGAUUCCACUGUUUUCCUCGUCUGUCCAUCAGCAUGUCAUCCAACGAGCUGAGUGCUCCGGACGCUGAUUCUGGAUGCAUCAGGACCUUUAAAGAACACAUGCACCUGGAGCUGGAGCCCCCCAAGCUCAACACUGGCCAGGUGGGGAAGCGGGGCGCCACCUCGCCCAAACUAUCCCCCCGCAGCUCCCCGCGCCUCUUCCGCAGGCUCAUGGUCAACAAGGGGGGAAUCCGCCACCGCCGGCGCUUCACCGUCGCUCACACCUGCUUUGAUGUGGAGAAUGGCCCUUCAGCCAGCUGUAGUCCGUUGGACCCCUCGGCCUCUCCCGGGUCAGGCCUGGUUCUACACACCAAUUUCCCCGGACACAACCAACGCAGAGAGUCCUUCCUGUACCGCUCAGAUAGCGACUAUGACCUCUCGCCCAAGUCCAUGUCCCGCAACUCAUCCAUUGCAUCUGAACUACAUGGCGAUGACUUGAUAGUAACGCCUUUUGCUCAGGUCCUCGCAAGCCUUCGAAGUGUAAGAAACAGCUUCACAGUCCUGACCAAUGUCCAAUGUGCUUCCAACAAGAGGUCCCCUGUGGCCACUCAGCCUCCCAUCACCAGAGUCUGUUUGCCAGAUGAGUCAUACCAGAAGCUGGCUAUGGAGACCAUGGAGGAGCUGGACUGGUGCCUGGACCAGCUGGAGACCAUCCAGACCUACCGCUCUGUCAGUGACAUGGCCUCCAAUAAGUUCAAGAGAAUGUUGAAUCGGGAGCUGACACACCUAUCAGAGAUGAGUCGCUCCGGCAACCAGGUGUCCGAGUUCAUCUCCAACACCUUCCUAGACAAACAGAACGACAUGGACAUGCCGUCGGUGACGCCCAAGGAGAAGGCCGGCCGGGAGAAGCAGAAGAAGAAGCAGCUGAUGAUGACUCAGAUCAGCGGAGUGAAGAAGGUCUCUCACGGACCCUCCCUCUCCAGCUCCUCCAUCUCACGUUUCGGGGUCAAGACGGACAAGGAGGUCAUGCUCUCCAAGGAGCUGGAGGAUCUGAAUAAGUGGGGGUUGAACAUCUUCACCGUGUCCGAGUACUCCGAACAUAGACCGCUCACCUGUAUCAUGUACGCCAUCUUCCAGGAGAGAGACCUGCUGAAGACGUUUAAGAUCCCGACGGAGACGUUUGUGGCGUACAUGAUGACCCUGGAGGACCAUUACCAUGGAGACGUGGCCUACCACAACAGCCUCCACGCGGCAGACGUGGCCCAGUCCACACACAUCCUGCUCUCCACCCCUGCCCUCGACGCGGUCUUCAGCGAUCUGGAGAUCUUGGCGGCCAUCUUUGCUGCAGCCAUCCAUGAUGUCGACCACCCGGGGGUGUCCAACCAGUUCCUCAUCAAUACCAACUCUGAGCUGGCCCUGAUGUACAACGAUGAGUCCGUCUUAGAGAACCACCACCUGGCUGUGGGCUUCAAGCUGCUCCAGGGGGACAACUGUGACAUCUUCCAGAACCUGACCAAGAAGCAGAGGCAGAGCCUGAGGAAGAUGGUCAUCGACAUGGUCCUGGCCACUGACAUGUCCAAGCACAUGAGUCUGUUAGCGGACCUGAAGACCAUGGUGGAGACCAAGAAGGUGACCAGCUCUGGGGUCCUGCUGCUGGACAACUACACCGACAGAAUACAGGUGCUGAGGAACAUGGUCCACUGUGCUGACCUGAGUAACCCCACCAAGUCCCUGGAGCUGUACCGUCAGUGGACCGACCGCAUCAUGGAGGAGUUCUUCCACCAGGGAGACAGGGAGAGGGAGAGAGGCAUGGAGAUCAGCCCCAUGUGUGACAAACACACCGCUUCAGUAGAGAAAAGCCAGGUGGGCUUCAUAGACUACAUCGUCCACCCUCUGUGGGAGACUUGGGCUGACCUGGUUCACCCUGACGCCCAGGAAAUCCUGGACACUCUGGAGGACAACAGGAACUGGUACCAGAGCAUGAUCCCCCAGAGCCCCUCUCCUCCUUGGGCCACAGAGCAGGGUGAUCAGGAGGGAGGCGAAGGGGGCCAGGGGGGAGACAAGUUCCAGUUUGAACUCACCCUGGAGGAGGUGGACUCUGAGGGUACAGAGAAAGAUGAACAGAGCCAGGAGGAUGAGGAGGAGGAGGAAGAGGAUAGUCUGGGAGAGGCGUCACGGUCUCCGGUAGACUACUCGGACUGCCAGGACCCCGAGGAAUCCAUGGUGCCCACGUCGUCCAUAGAGAUCAUUACCCACGAUGCAUCACCCACAGACACAUAAUGGGCUCUGCUGCACCGCGAAGGUGGUUGGUUUCAUGUUUUAAACAGGAGAAAUCCUGCAGCUGUGCUUUUUAACAAGCCCACGAUGGGUUUAGUUUGAGCCCGGAUGGGGCGUCAGUUUAACCCCACCCUAUCCUUGCACUUGCGUUAGGAGCCGGCGACAGUGGGACAGUUUCAGCGGGGCGGCUACAAAGUUCUCAGGAAAAAUGCUGCAAACAUUUUGGACCUGACGGAACGGACAGGCCUCGAGGAAAUGAAGGACUUGGGCCAAUCUGGGAAACGGUUGUUUUUCCAUCCAGACUAGCAUCUGAAAUGUUGACACUACUACUGAGAGAAGUUUUGUACCUUGUGACUUUUUUUAAAAACGAAAAUGGGAUGUCAAGAGGUAGCGUUUGAACUACUGACAGAUGGACGUGUGUUUGUAUAGAGAGAGAAAACUGUUUACUUUUUUCCAUUUGUCAAAAUACUUUUCUGUGUCUUUUUUACUAUUGUCUUUUUAAUCCUUUUUUUAAUUUAUUGAACACACUUUAGUAUGUGCGGGAAAUGUUUUUUUUUUCUUUCUAAAGAGUUACCCGAAAGCUCAAGAGCAAAAUCCUUUUUAUGUCUCAGACAAAGAGAACAGUCUUCCUUACUAGUAUUGGGCAAUAGAAGAAAUCAAACUAACUUAGACAAACAGUUCUUGGACAAACUCAUCAAAUACUUCAAACAUGACAUCUCAUAAUAAGAUACCAUUUCAAUCCGAACACAACAUAUGUGUUUCUCUAUGGAAAUCACGAUUCACGUUACACGUUACAUAGUUGCUAGAUUGUUGCUUCGUGUGUCUGACCUCACUGUAGAUGAACGGUAGGCAGAUAGAUCACUAUAACUCAACAACAACAAAACAAUUAGACCCAUUUCUCCCCAUCUAAUCUGCUUCCCCUCAUUCUCCUUGAAGGACCCCUCCCCCACUACCAUCAUGGCUCAAAUCCUGAUAAUACUCAGACUUCAAGUUAGAAGGAUAUUUCUAGCUCCAUCUCAAGGUAUCCUGCUAUUGUGUAUUAAUCCUAUUCGACCAAAUGAUUCCAGAACCCACCUGGUUCUGAUGCUGUAACAAAUCAAGGACCCGGCCAGAUGAUGAAAGGUGGUUAGGCGGCUGCCUGUGUAGAAUCCCAGUCACACCUUGGUUAGCUGUGUUUAUUAUUCACGUUUUUUUUUUUUUUUUUUUUUUU